Molecule: messenger RNA, 268 nt
Organism: Paramecium octaurelia
Lineage: Eukaryota; Ciliophora; Oligohymenophorea; Peniculida; Parameciidae
Source: the annotation of a GenBank genome assembly
AUGUUUCAACCUUAAUUUAUUACUUAACGCACAUCUGAGGGAGGUAGAAAUAAUAAAUAUUUUAGAUUGGAAGCUAUUUAAGGACCAUGCAUACUCGGAUGAUUCAGAAGUUGUUGAAUGCCAUUUUGAUUAUAAAUUUUUUGGGGGAAACCAAUAAAUGGGGUUAUUGAAAACAUUUUAUCUUCCUCCUCAUUAUAAAUUGCGUCUAAAAUUUCGAAUGUUCUUUUCAAAUCAAAUUGAUAUUCAGAUGUCGACAAUUUUUAGAUGA